AUGUCCAUCCGCCAUCGGACGCGUCCACCGCCGCCGCCGCCACGCCGCUCCAGCCAAUCGGCGGCCGCCACGCCACCACCGCCGCCGCUCUCAUCCAACCCGCGGCUGCCACCUGUCCCGCCGCUUCCCCGCACCGCGCCAGGCCCGCGGAGCCCAUCCCGCCACCGCCGCCACCCGCGGGCGCUGCCCCGCCAGAGCCGCCCGUGCCCCGCCGCCUCCGCCUCGCCGGCGUGGCCCCGCCGCCGCGCCACGGCUGCCCCCGCCGCCGUCGUGCCCUCCCCGCCGCCGGGUCGUUACCGGAGCGCGCCGCCCGGUCAGAUCCGCGCCCCGCGCCGCCUUCCCCGCCGUCCGCCGCCGCCGGUGGCCUCCCCUUCUCCACCGCGCCCGUCGCCGCCGGCUCGCCUCCGGCCAGAUCCGGGCCAGCGCUGCCUGGAUCCAGCUGCCCUGCGCUGCCCCGCCGUCGUCACGCCUCGCCGCCGGCCCCGCCCGCUCGCCGGAGUCCGAGCUCGCCUCCGGGACCGCCUCGUCCCGGAUCGGCCUCGUCCACCCCAGUCCUCCAUCCAAACGCUGCCUCCGUCCCGCACCACGCCGUCCCGCUCCGCCCGAUCCCCCGUUGACUUUUCCCGCGAGGUAAUUUUUCGUCCAAGUCCCUGA
Molecule: messenger RNA, 654 nt
Organism: Aegilops tauschii subsp. strangulata
Lineage: Eukaryota; Viridiplantae; Streptophyta; Magnoliopsida; Poales; Poaceae
Source: RefSeq, a predicted model, not a curated record